GCAGAGAUGGGAGCAUUGUUGGGGACACUUGGGCGACAGCAGCACUGAAGAGGCACCAUAUCCCACUAUAUCCCACCUUAUUCGAAUGGGCGACAAUAUGGCAUAACGUGGAAGGUAUAGAAGAACGAGGACAGUCCCGUCACACAAUAUAACACCACAUAUCCCUAUCGAGUCCCAAACAGCAUAACUCUCGUUAAGGGGAGAGAAUCAGGAUACCUCACUGCGCCAGGCGCGCGCAAGACCACAGGGAUGCGCCUCUGCUAUCUGCUCCCGUCGCUCCUCCGCGCGUGGACUCUCGCCUACACUCCGCUGUCCGACUCCACCCUCCGCCUCCUCCCCGCCCCCGGCGACGACUUCGACAUCCACACCGGCGACCUCCUCGCGCCCAUCCUCGUCCCUCGUGUCCCAGGCACACCCGGCUCCACCGCAGUCCUCAACCACUUCGUUGACUUCUUCUCCACUAACCUGCCCAAGUGGAAGCUUUCGUACCAGAACAGCAGCCAGGUGACGCCCACCUCCGAUGGCAAACCCGUCCCCUUUGUCAACCUCAUCGCCACGCGAGAUCCGCCCUGGGCAGACGGAGAUGGCGAUGUAGGCCGACUAGCCCUUGUUGCCCACUAUGAUAGCAAACUGACUCCCACUGGCUUCAUCGGAGCCACGGAUUCCGCCGCUCCAUGCGCUAUGCUGUUGCACACAGCUCGCUCCUUGGAUGCUGCUUUGACUGCAAAAUGGGCUGCAGAGGAAGCGUCGGGAGAGUAUAAGAACUUUGGCUCGUUAGAAGCUCAUCGUGGCAUUCAAAUUCUGCUCUUGGACGGAGAAGAAGCUUUCCAUCAAUGGACAGACACAGAUUCUCUUUACGGCGCAAGGAGCUUAGCGGAGGAGUGGGAGAAGACUUCAUACGGAGCUUUGAGCGACUAUCGCAGCCCGCUGAGGACAAUCGACUUGUUCGUUUUGUUGGAUCUUCUCGGUUCCGCGAAUCCAAAGGUUCCGUCGUAUUUCAAAACUACGCAUUGGGCGUAUCAGCUGAUGGCGGAUCUGGAAUCCCGUUUGAGAAAGACCAAAGUAUUCAAAUCGAAUUCGAAACCGUUCCUUUUCGAAGGGCACAAGAGUGACAAGGAUCGCUGGACUGGAGGCUAUGUGGAAGAUGAUCAUGUGCCAUUCAUGGCGAGGGGCGUCGAGAUUCUACACAUCAUAACCAGUCCCUUCCCAGCUGUGUGGCAUAAAAUCGAAGAUGACGGGGAACAUUUGGACAUGGAUACGGUGGCGGAUUGGGCCAUGUUGACGCUGGGUUUUGCGGCCGAGUGGUUGGAGUUGGAAGGCUGGUUUGGUGAUUCCGGCAGCAAAACGGGAGAGGAAACGACGAGAGAUGAAUUGUGAGUUCUUCUGCGUGUUCAUCGUGCCUGGAUACCCGGUUGUUGCAUAGGACACUUGUGGUAUCGAUCUCUUGCAAUGUGAUGGAAUGCCAUACUGAUAAAGACAUUUAUAGAGAUAGUCGUACCACGAUAUGAUAGCAAACCUUUUGC
Sphaerulina musiva SO2202 is the source of this 1523-nucleotide messenger RNA. Its product is annotated as glutaminyl cyclase. Gene Ontology annotation, molecular function: zinc ion binding; glutaminyl-peptide cyclotransferase activity. Lineage: Eukaryota; Fungi; Ascomycota; Dothideomycetes; Mycosphaerellales; Mycosphaerellaceae. The transcript has a single exon. The record is from RefSeq and is a predicted model, not a curated record. The coding region runs from base 250 to 1377 and encodes 375 amino acids.